AUGGCGCAGCGAGCGAAGAACAGCAAAGCCAGCUUGGGUGCCCUGAAGCCUGAGAUGCUGAAGGGUGCUAUCAAGCAGCUAGGCCCUUCGCUCGUCGCGCUGCUUAACGCCUGUGUACGGAUUGGGGCGUUGCCGGCCCAGUGGGCGAUCAGUGCGCUGACACCGAUCCGCAAGCCUGGUGCGGACCACCUGCGCUGUGACGGCUACCGCGGCAUUGCCGUGGGCACACUGCCGGCCAAGCUGUUUGCCAGCAUGCUUCAGAGCAGGUUUACAACCCACACUGAGGCGGCGGGCAUUCGGGCAUCUGGCUAG
Molecule: messenger RNA, 312 nt
Organism: Chlorella variabilis
Lineage: Eukaryota; Viridiplantae; Chlorophyta; Trebouxiophyceae; Chlorellales; Chlorellaceae
Exons: 1
Coding region: 1-312 (103 amino acids)
Source: RefSeq, a predicted model, not a curated record